Molecule: messenger RNA, 960 nt
Organism: Ooceraea biroi (clonal raider ant)
Lineage: Eukaryota; Metazoa; Arthropoda; Insecta; Hymenoptera; Formicidae
Source: RefSeq, a predicted model, not a curated record
AUGUUCAAUGAGAUUCGCUACGAACUCAACGGUGUGGACAUUGAUCGCAGCAGAAACGUCGGAAUAACCUCCACUCUGAAAAACUAUGUAUCUCUGACGACAUCAAGGAAUGAGAUGCUGAAGAAUGCUGGAUGGGAUAUCGUGCAUUUUUCAAACGGCGAAGAGGGCCACUUCAAUUUUUGCGUACCGCUUAGCAUGCUGCUGGGAUUUUGUGAAGACUACAGACGUGUGGUGAUUAAUGCACGUCAUGAAUUAAUUCUCAUACGCUUGCGCAACGACAACAAUUGUCUAAGAGGAGAUGUUGAGAUCCAGCCUGAGAUUAAAUUACUCAAAGUACAGUGGCGUAUGCCCCACGUCGCAUUGAACGAGAUCAAUAAGCUGGCUAUGCCACGAACUCUAGAGAGUGGAAGAUUUCUGAGCAUGAGUUUCCGCUCGUGGGAUCUGCAAGAAUCUCCUUUGCUGCAGAGCACGACUAAGCAUUCGUGGACCGUCAAGGCAACAACGCAACUCGAGAAGCAGCGAUACGUCAUUUUUGCGUUGCAGACUGGUCGAAAGAAUAACAAAAUGAGAUCGAUAACUCGAUUCGACGAUUGCAAAUUAACUAAUGUGAAACUUUAUCUAAACUCGGAAUUUUAUCCAUACGACGAUUUGAACCUCGAUUUCGGUAAGAAGAGAUAUGCCAUCCUGUAUGAUAUGUACGCGCGAUUUUACAAAUCGUAUUAUGGAGGCAAUCAUGAUGAGGCGCUUCUUCCCAUCAACAAAUUUGGAUCUUGCGGCCUCUUCGUCGUCAUCGAUUGUUCGCGACAGAGCGAAUCUGUGAAGACUGCCACCGUUGACGUGCAAUUAGAGUUCGACUGCAUGGAAGACAUACCGGCGAAUACUACAGCCUACUGUCUAAUCUUGCACGAUCGCGUAGUCGAGUAUAGCCCCUUGACCAAUGUUGUGCGCAAAACCAUUUAG